Molecule: messenger RNA, 1722 nt
Organism: Verruconis gallopava
Lineage: Eukaryota; Fungi; Ascomycota; Dothideomycetes; Venturiales; Sympoventuriaceae
Exons: 5
Coding region: 1-1590 (529 amino acids)
Biological process (GO): transmembrane transport
Cellular component (GO): membrane
Molecular function (GO): transmembrane transporter activity
Source: RefSeq, a predicted model, not a curated record
AUGGAUUAUCCUCAAGAAGCUGUUUCAAAGGAGAAGAAAGAAGCAUAUGACCUUGAGAAAAGCACUAUCACAGCCCUUACACAGGCAACCGGCGGCGUCGAGGACGUCAACUUGGCCAGUCUCGGUCUCCGUGGAGAAGCUGUUCGAGAUAUCGGGCUCCUCGCCAUCAUAGCCGCUGGUUGGAACAUUUGCGUUUCAUGGGCUGGAAUAUCGGCCACCCUUGCUUUGUCAAUCAUGUCUGGCGGCUCGGUGACUCUCCUCUACGGCGUGAUUGUCAUCUUUGUCACCGUGGGAUGCAGUGCGCUCAGCCUGGCGGAAAUGUCAAGUGUUUGGCCCACUGCAGGCGGACAGUACCAUUGGACCAACAUACUUGCUCCCAAAGCCUGGAGUCGAAGUCUGAGCUACUGGUGCGGGUCGGCAAACCUCUUCGGCUGGAUUGCUACAUCGGCCGGCGUCGCCAUAAUCCCUCCGCAGCUCAUUGCAGCGAUAGUGAUCUCGUAUGACCCAUCAUACGUCGUUGAGCGAUGGCACAUAUUCCUCAUGUUCCAAGCGCUCAACGUUUCUUUCACACUCUACAACAUUUUUUUGUUGAAGCGUGCCGCUUGGAUCCAUGAUGUCGGCUUUGUCAUCGGACUCGUCGGGUUCUUUGUCAUCUUCAUCACCUGCCUUGUGCGAUCUCCUACUAAGCAGUCGAGCGAGUUUGUCUGGGCAACAUUCCAGAACAACUCCGGCUGGUCGUCAGACGGUGUCGUUUUCUUAACGGGCCUUGUGAAUGCAAACUACAUCUACUCCGGCGUGGACGGUGCAAUUCAUCUCGCUGAAGAGUGCAAGAACGCCGCUCGAGCGGUCCCACAGGCUUUGAUGUCCACCAUAAUCAUUGGCUUCGUGACCAGCUUUGCCUUUGUCGUCGGCAUGGUCUACUCAAUGCAAGACUUUGAGGCUGUUCUGAACACGCCCACUGGGGUUCCGAUCUACGAGCUCUGGAUUCAAGCGACCCGCUCGCGCGGCAUCGCGACCUUUUUCCUCGUCAUCCUCAUCAGUUGCGGCUUCUUUGCUCUGAUAGGGUGUCUUCAAACCGCCUCACGUCUCUGCUACUCCCUAGCGCGCGACAAUGGCCUCGUCGGUGCCAUAUAUCUUUGCAAGAUCCAUCCUCGCCUUGGUGUGCCCAUGUGGGCGCUGCUCGCCAACUCAGCUGUCGUCUUUGCCAUCGGCUGUGUCUAUCUCGGCUCCACGACCGCUUUCAACGCCAUGAUUGGCACAGGACUGAUCCUUCAGCAGCUCAGUUACGCAUUCCCUGCCGCGUUGCUCAUGUACCAACGCCGAGCGAGUAAGUAUCUGCCAGCUGACCGCUUCUUUCGACUCGGUAACCUUUUUGGAUGGACGGCAAAUGCGGUGACGGUCGCGUUUGCAUUCCUAGUGCUCGUAUUCUUUUGUUUUCCAACAGUAAUGCCAGUCACCGCUGGCAACAUGAAUUAUGCAAGUGUUGUUCUAGGAGCUAUGGCCAUUUUCGCCACAGCGAAUUGGAUUGGAUAUGCGAGAGCAAGAUAUGAAGGACCGCGUCUACCUGAUGAGCUAGUUGUCAGAGAAUGACACGUUACAAAACUUUGCUGAACACAAAAAAUGUUAUGCGCCGUCCAAUAGGAAGGAGGAGAUUAUACGAAAAGCCAAAAUUUGGCGUGGCAAGGCAACUACCAAUGUCACAAAGACACUAUUCUUGAAAAG